Molecule: messenger RNA, 4050 nt
Organism: Cygnus atratus (black swan)
Lineage: Eukaryota; Metazoa; Chordata; Aves; Anseriformes; Anatidae
Gene: TAF5
Product: TATA-box binding protein associated factor 5
Exons: 11
Coding region: 18-2390 (790 amino acids)
Biological process (GO): transcription initiation at RNA polymerase II promoter
Cellular component (GO): transcription factor TFIID complex
Molecular function (GO): protein binding; RNA polymerase II general transcription initiation factor activity
Source: RefSeq, a predicted model, not a curated record
AUGGGGGGCGAUGCAAGAUGGCGGCGGUAGCUGAGGAGCCGCCGGAGGUGGCGGCGGUGAAGUCCGACCCUGAGGCGGGGACGCCGCCGCAGCCCCCCGCCGCCGCUCCCCCGGCCGCCGCCGCCACAGCCCCCGCCGCUCCUCCGGCCCCGGCGGCUGAGGGGGAAGCGGCGGGGAACGGCGGGGAUGCGGCGGCCGCCGCUAAGGCUGCGGCACCGGGCCCGGCCGCCUCCCCGGCGGCGCUGGACCGGCAGACGCUCGUGGCCGUGCUGCAGUUCCUGCGGCGGAGCAACCUCCGCGAGUCCGAGGAGAUCCUCCGCCGGGAAGCACGGCUGCUCGGCGACGACCUGGGAGCCGCUGCCCUCAGCCCCACCGGAGCCGGCCUUUUGGGAGCAGCCGGCGGCGAGGGGGAUGCCGGCGGCAGCGAGGCGCUGCUCAACCGGGUCACCGCCGCCGCCGCCAUCUCGAUAGGAGGCAGCGUCGCCACCGUCGCCUCUGCCAGCCCCGGGGUAGCGGCAGCCGCCGCCGUGCCGCCGGGGAAAGUUGGAGGAGGUGUUGUUGUGGAAGAUCAGCCAGAUGUGAGCGCAGUAUUGUCCGCCUACAAUCAGCAGGGGGACCCCACCCUGUAUGAGGAAUACUACAGUGGAUUAAAAAACUUCAUUGAGUGCUCGCUGGACUGUCAUCGAGCUGAAUUGUCUCAACUGUUUUAUCCUCUCUUUGUGCACAUGUACUUGGAGUUGGUCUACAAUCAGCACGAGAGUGAGGCAAAGUCUUUCUUUGAAAGAUUUCAUGGGGAUCAGGAGUGUUAUUACCAGGAUGACCUCCGUGUAUUAUCUAGUUUAACCAAAAAAGAACAUAUGAAAGGUAACGAGACCAUGCUGGAUUUCCGAACGAGCAAGUUUGUGCUGCGUAUUUCCCGGGACUCUUACCAACUCUUGAAGAGGCAUCUGCAGGAAAAGCAGAACAAUCAGAUCUGGAACAUUGUUCAGGAACAUCUCUACAUUGAUAUCUUUGAUGGAAUGCCUCGAAGUAAACAACAGAUAGAUGCCAUGGUUGGAAGCUUGGCUGGGGAGGCAAAACGAGAGGCAAAUAAAGCAAAGGUGUUCUUUGGCUUAUUGAAAGAACCAGAGUUUGAUGUGCCUUUGGAUGAUGAAGAUGAAGAAGGAGAAAAUGAAGAAGGAAAACCAAAGAAGAAAAAACCUAAAAAAGAUAGUGUAGGAUCAAAAAGUAAAAAACAAGACCCUAAUGCUCCUCCCCAAAACAGAAUUCCUCUGCCUGAACUGAAAGACUCUGACAAACUGGAUAAAGUAAUGAAUGUGAAGGAAGCUGCCAGACGUGUGCGUCUUGGCCCAGAGUGCCUGCCCUCCAUCUGCUUCUACACAUUCCUUAAUGCUUACCAGGGUCUAACUGCAGUGGAUAUUACAGAUGACUCUAGCAUGAUUGUAGGAGGCUUUGCUGACUCUACAGUAAGAGUGUGGUCUGUGACUCCGAAAAAGCUACGUAGUGUGAAAGCUGCAGCAGACCUCAGUCUAAUCGACAAAGAAUCAGACGAUGUCCUGGAGAGGAUCAUGGAUGAGAAAACAGCCAGUGAGUUGAAGAUUUUGUAUGGUCACAGUGGACCUGUCUAUGGCACCAGCUUCAGUCCUGAUAGGAACUAUCUGUUGUCCUGUUCUGAAGAUGGCACAGUCAGAUUGUGGAGUCUCCAAACAUUCACAUGUUUGGUGGGAUAUAAAGGACACAAUUAUCCAGUAUGGGAUACACAGUUCUCGCCUUACGGAUAUUACUUUGUGUCAGGGGGACAUGACAGAGUGGCUCGACUGUGGGCAACAGAUCACUACCAGCCUUUACGGAUAUUUGCUGGCCAUCUUGCUGAUGUCACAUGUACCCGAUUUCAUCCCAACUCUAACUAUAUUGCCACUGGCUCAGCAGACAGGACUGUACGGCUCUGGGAUGUUCUAAAUGGGAAUUGUGUAAGAAUAUUCACUGGACAUAAGGGACCAAUUCAUUCGUUGGCAUUUUCUCCUAAUGGACGAUUCCUGGCUACUGGAGCAACAGAUGGCAGAGUUCUGCUGUGGGAUAUUGGACAUGGCUUGAUGGUUGGAGAAUUGAAAGGGCACACUGACACUAUCUAUGCGCUUCGAUUCAGUAGAGAUGGGGAAAUCUUAGCAUCAGGUUCAAUGGAUAACACAGUUCGGCUGUGGGAUGCUGUGAAAGCAUUUGAAGAUUUAGAAACUGAUGACUUUACUACAGCCACUGGACAUAUAAACUUGCCUGAAAACUCUCAGGACUUAUUACUAGGUACAUACAUGACCAAAUCAACCCCAGUUGUACACCUUCAUUUUACCCGCAGAAACUUGCUACUAGCUGCAGGAGCCUACAGUUCACAGUAAACGGAGAAGCUGUAAGACUGGCUGUGCCAAGUUGUUGCAGUAGCGACCUCAGGAUGUGAGACAAGGAGGAAUGUCUUGUACAGGUGGACCUCACCAGUCUGUUGCAGGAAAAACAAAACUAUGUAAACUAACUCAAGCAGCGUCUUCUGAGUUCUGCUUUCAUAUUUAUCCACAGUUUGAAAAUGCUGGAGAUUGACAGGACAUCAUCGUGGCUUUAAAGGAAGGAAUUGUUUCAUGGUGCUUUUGAUAAAAAAUAUAUGUAUGUAUGGAUAUGAAAAUGGCUGUCUCAGAGAUGGUGUUGAGCUCUGCUGAAACUUUUGGGAAGUUAACAGCCUUGGCAUGUGUUCUCAAAUGAUUUUUUUAAAGCACUUAACUUACGGUUGGCAAAUGUUUUAUCAGUCUCAAGCACAGGUAAAAACUAUUAAGAAAAAGAAUGUAGUUUAAUUCACUAUAGCCUGGGCUGGGCAACAGGUAUAGUGAGAGUAUCACAGCAACAAAUAGGGCAUUGAAAAAAUAGGCCCAACAGGCAGAAGCUUGUGGGGAACUGUGGAGAAGUUACAUAUGGAUUUUAUGCAUCCAAGCACCAAGUCCUGAAAAGAUUUCAAACUCCUGUGCUUUUUUGAGGUAUCAGAAAUGCAGAUCUUGUUAUUCUGUUUUCACAGGUAGCUUCUGCUGCGUGAUAAGCAACCAGAAAUACAGUGUGAACACGUUGGAGGGGGGUUGGGGAGAAGGGAUUGAGGCACAGCCGAAAUGGUUCACCCACUCUUAAAGAGGGGAAUUAAUCCUGUCUUAUUAGAUCUAAAAGAGCUUCAAAAACCUGCAUCCCUUCUCCAUAUGGUUUAGUAUAUCAAACUGUAAAACUAGUGGACAAGACAUCAAAACAUUAUUGCAGAGCAAGCAGCUUAACCAGUCCUAAGUGUGAUUAUCAGCUUUGAAGGGACAGCUCAUCGGCUGAUGAGAUACUUUCCACCUAGAAAACCACCCCAGUAAGUCUUGCUGGACAACUAGUAAAGCUGAGAGCUUCGUUUCUAAGGAAAAGUAAAACACGCCAAAGCACUGGGAGACAGAACUUUUUGGGUCUUUGAACAGGAACAUCACUACCAAAAGAAAGCCCUUCCCCUCCUUUUUUUUUUUUUUUGUUAAUCUUACAAGCUCUACACAGGGAAAUCUGUUUUGUGUUCCCUUUUACUUACAAUAAGGGCAUGGACCCUUGUAUGGCUGAGUCUCUAGUGAAAAUGUGAAAAACAAGAUUUGACAUUUCUAAGGUAACAUAAAUGGAGAACUACCUCUUAUCAUCCUUUCUCUGACUCUAACCCUUGGAGUAAAGGUGCAUUAGAGGCAUUAAACGUCAAGAUAAAGGGUGGAAAAUUCAUUAGGAAAUUCACCUGGAAGUUUUCUUUAAAGACAAAGUAUUUUCUUUAACUAAAUUAUUGAGGUGUGGUGGUUUUUGUUUUUUUUUUUUUUUUUUUUUUUUGCACGGAAUGGUACCUCAAAAUUUCCUAGCACCCAAUACAACCUGUUGGAUUUAAUUACAGUGAAUCAAGCAAGUUACCUGAAAGCAUGUACAGAUUUGACAGCUUAAAGAAAACACUGCCACAUUCUGCCUUUGUAUUUUGUACAGUUUUAUACUUUUGAUAGUAUAAUAAAUACUAAAACCACA